AUGGCGCGGCGCGGCGGCAUGGCUCGGCAACUAGCAUGCUGCUGCUUCCUGGUGGCGCUCGCGCUGGCGUGCAGCGCGGCCUUGGGAGCAACCGCGCCCAGGAAGACCGCUCCGUCCAAAAACCCCCCCAGGUCGUCGCUCCAGACGUUCAAGUUCCCAAAAUCCGGCGGUAAGCGGCUCUACUCCAUCAGCUGCAAGAAAGAAAGGGGAAAACCGCUCUGCGUCAUGGCCUGCCCGGCCAAAUGCCCCAACGAGUGCCUCGCAUCCUGCAGCUACUGCAUGUCAUUCUGCCUGUGUGAUAUCUUCCCUGGAACCUCUUGCGGCGACCCUCGUUUCACCGGCGGCGACGGCAACACCUUCUACUUCCACGGGAAGAAGGACCAGGACUUCUGCAUCGUCUCCGACAAGGACCUCCACAUCAACGCCCACUUCAUCGGCAACCACAACCCUGCCGUUAGGCGCAGCUUCACCUGGAUCCAGGCCAUCGGUGUAAGCUUCGGCGGGCACCGCCUCUUCAUCGGCGCUCGCAAGGCUGCCCAGUGGGACGCCGACGAGGACCACAUCGACAUCACGCUCGACGGUGAGACCGUCGAUGUGGAGACCUUCAAGGGUGCGCUGUGGGUAUCCAAGGCUCUCCCCAACCUCUCCGUCACCCGCACCGACAACCUGAACGCUGUCACGGUCGAGCUUGACGGCGUGUUCAGCAUCAAUGCCAACGCGGUGCCAAUCACGGAUGAGGACUCACAGAUCCACAACUAUGGCAAGACCGAGAGGGACAGCCUCGUGCAUCUUGACCUUGGCUUCAAGUUCCAUGCCCUCACCAAGGCCGUUGACGGUGUGCUCGGCCAGACCUAUCAGCCUGAUUACGUCAGCAAGGUGGACAUAGGUGCCAAGAUGCCAAUCAUGGGUGGCGCACCAAAGUACCUCUCGUCGAACCUCUUCUCCACGGAUUGCGCCGUCUCCAAGUUCACCGGCAACAAUGUCGCCGGCCCCGUCGUUACCUACGCCUCGUAA
Molecule: messenger RNA, 1014 nt
Organism: Lolium rigidum
Lineage: Eukaryota; Viridiplantae; Streptophyta; Magnoliopsida; Poales; Poaceae
Exons: 2
Coding region: 1-1014 (337 amino acids)
Source: RefSeq, a predicted model, not a curated record